This is a messenger RNA of Nicotiana tabacum (common tobacco), 1224 nucleotides long. Its product is annotated as deoxypodophyllotoxin synthase-like. The record is from RefSeq and is a predicted model, not a curated record. Lineage: Eukaryota; Viridiplantae; Streptophyta; Magnoliopsida; Solanales; Solanaceae.
GACUUAGAAAGAGAAAGAAACCUUAGUAAUUAAAACUUGCGACUUUUCCUAAGGGAAAAUAAGAAAAGAAAUCAUGGCUUCCCAAGUAGAACCAAAGCUUCCCAUUAUUGAGUUCACUGAUGAAAACUUGAGCAGUGGCACAACCUCUUGGAUAUCAACAUCCCAGGAAAUCCGACGUGCACUGGAAGAGUAUGGCUGCUUUGCGGCAGUGUACAAGAAAGUGUCACCGGAGCUCCGGGAAGCCAUGUUCAAUCACUGUAAGGAGUUGUUCCAGCUCCCUUUAGAAGCUAAACUCCAAAAUACUUCUGAUGUUUUGGGGUUUGGAUAUGGUGGAAAUUUCCCUAACAUGCCUCUAGCUGAAUACUUUGGCAUUGAAAAUGGUGGCACUCUUGGCUCAACCAAGAAUUUCGCUAAGCAGAUGUGGCCUAAUGGCAACGUCGAUAAAUUUUGUGAAGAAACGAUUUCAUACUCUAAAUUAAUUGUUGAACUGGACGAUGCGGUGAUUCAAAUGAUAUUGGGAAGCUAUGGCUUAGAGAAAUAUUAUGACCCUCUAAAAAAUUCGUAUAUGUAUUUAAUGAGAUUCAUUAAAUAUCGAAGCCCGAAAAUAGAUGAAAUAAACAUAGGUCAUCUACCUCAUAGAGAUAAGUCAUUUAUGGGGAUCAUCGACACUAAUCAAGUAGGAGGUUUGGAGAUGCAAACAAGAGAUGGAAAUUGGAUGACUUUCAAUCCCUCCUCUUAUAAAACUGUCGUAUUCAUAGCUGGUGAGCCUUUCACGGCAUGGAGCAAUGGUAGGGUAUAUGCACCAAUGCAUCGAGUGAUUAUGAAAGGAACUGAGGAUAAAUAUUCGCUCGCGUUAUUCUCAUUUAUGCGUGGGACAGUGAAAAUACCAGAGGAGCUAAUUGAUGAAGAAAACCCACAAUAUUUCAAGUCAUUUGAUCACUUUGAAUAUCUGAAAUACUGUGCAACAGAUGGCUGGAAAGAGAAAAAUCCCAUUAAAGCCUAUUGUGGUGUUUGAGCCAUUACACAUGCAUACUUGAAUAUUUUCUUGUAAUUUCACGUUUUUUGCUGCGUGCCUUCUAUAUUCAGCUUUGCUGAACUAUGUAAAAAUGUGUUGGAAAAAAAAAAUACGUUAAAAUGUUAAUGGGUAGUAAAAUGAUAAUUACUACUAUCAUGUAUCAUGUACCAGUAGUAUCUAAUAUGCAAUAAAAUUACAAUUUGUGAUUU